Molecule: messenger RNA, 2371 nt
Organism: Belonocnema kinseyi
Lineage: Eukaryota; Metazoa; Arthropoda; Insecta; Hymenoptera; Cynipidae
Product: probable serine hydrolase
Exons: 2
Coding region: 281-1255 (324 amino acids)
Source: RefSeq, a predicted model, not a curated record
GUGCGUGAGCCAGGCAUGUAUGGCGUGGUGUAUAUUUACAUGUGUACUUCGCUGAUUCUAAGAUUAAAUUUUUUUCCUAUACAUAUUUCAGAUUAUCAACAUCUAGCUCAUCCCGAUGUCACUAAAUCAUUUACAUUAAUUAGCUAAUGGUCAUAGGUAUAAGUCGCAUAAGAGAACACGGACAAUAUCGUUGAAACAUAACCUAUAAUACUGUCAUUUCUCAAGUUCCUUCACUUCAUAAAAUAAAUAUUUAAACAAAGAUAAUAUAUAUGCUUUCAAUAUGUUCAGUACCAGAAAUAUUCGUGGAAUUAGUAAUGUCAGUGCUCUUGUCAAACGACAACUUCAACAAAAUACAGUAACUGCAAAGAAAGAGUCCACUGAAGUUCAGUUCAAAGUUCCAUGGGGUAUUAUUGCAGGAAAAUUGUGGGGUGAUGGAAACAAACAACCAAUACUGGCUCUACAUGGAUGGCAAGAUAACGCCGGCUCGUUUGAUUUGUUGGCUCCGCUUCUGAAGAAUCGAUCCAUUCUAGCCAUAGAUGCACCUGGCCACGGUUUAUCCAGCUGGCUUCCAAAAGGGAUUCCCUACCACGAUUCAAUGUCCAUCCACAUAGUCCGGAGAAUAAAACGCCAUUUUGGCUGGGAGAGAAUCAAACUUCUUGCACAUUCUGCUGGUGCUUUAACUAGUUUUAGUUGCGCUUCUAUGUACCCUGAUGAGAUUGAAUUUGUCGUUGCUAUCGACGCUCUUCAUUAUAUUCCUUUAGAUUUCUCAAGACUCUUGAAUAGAAACAAGAAGAUUGCGAGACAUAUCGAUACCUUUUUGGACCAAGAAGAGAAAAAUUCUCCAGCUCCUUUUCACACAGAAGAAGUGGCAAUACAGAGGUGGAUUAAAGGCACAUCUGAAUCCUUGAAUGAAAUUGCAGCCAGGACACUGCUCAUUAGAGGUGCGACGAGGAAAGAAGACGGAACAUAUUCUUAUAAUCGAGAUCCGAAUGUCAGACUUAAUGCUGCAAAUAUCGGCUUUACUAUUGAACAGUUGAGGGCGUCAGCUGAGCUUAUAAAAUGUCCUUAUUUAGUUUUGAGAGGAGCAGAGUCAAAAAUGGAAGAAACUCUUUUUAAUGGUGUCGCCGACAUAAUGCAAAAUGGUUGUAAAGAGUUUUCUCUUCACACUGUUCCUGGAACGCAUCAUUUGCAUAUGGUGAAUGCUGAGGGAGUUGCGGAGAUUGUUAAUCCAUUCUUAGAUCGAUACGAUAAUUGAAUUUAGUAAUUGAGUAGACCAUCAUUUUAGAUUAUUUAUUCUAUUCUAGAGAAAUAGCCACUACUUAUGAUUCAUGGAAGAGCGUUCUUCAUAUACAAAGAAAUUCAAGCUUGUAAUUUGAUUUUGUUUAAAUAUUUAAAUUAAUUCAAGCGUCUGCAAUAUUAAUUUCAUGUUUUCGCCAGUGGAGAGUUUAGAAAUAAUUAUAUAUUUGCAGGGGUGUCGGAACAAUUUUUUUCAUGGGUGGGCUCACCCAAAAUAUGUUCAAAAAUAUAAAUUUAAGAUAAAUAUUAUGUUUAUUUUGUUAUUAGAUUUAGUGAUUUGAUGGGUGGGCUCAAGCCUACCCAGCUCACACGGCUUUGGCGCCCCUGUAUAUAUGGUGUCAUUUUCAUAGACGACAGUUUCUCCUAGUGGGAUACUACGGUGGUUGUUUAACUAUUUUUGAAACUCUCUCUGUAUAUUUAUAUAUGCAGGCUGUUCCAGUCUCAGGUGUUUAUACGGAUUUAUACGGCUAUAUAUAAAUUUUAAAAAUCCUGAAUAGUUUACAACUCAAAAACUAAACCUUCAACUGAUUUUCGAAAAAAAGGAAUUUUAGAUUGAAUAAUUUGAUUUUUAUACUGCUAUAUAAGGCCGGAGAUUUGAGUCUCGGACAUCCUGUAUAUACAGAGUAAUGUACGUAUUUAUUUUUUUAAUAACUCACAAUUAACCUUAUUUCUAAGAUUGCGCUAAGAUUUUAUUAGUUUCCUAUCUUUGUUAAUUGAUUUAACAUUACAGAAACUGGAAAGUGUUUAAAUAAUUGUUAAUUAAUUCGUCAAUGUACAAAAAUAAAUUACUACAUAUUUUUAAAAUAUACAUUCUGAGGUUGAUACCAACUUUUUGUUUCUCCAGGUUUUGGAACAAAAGAAAUUUGAAGUUAUUAUUUGGUUCAAAUAAAAGCUUUUAAGUAACUGUUUGAAAUUGCAGAAAGUUUUCAAAGCUUCCUGCUUUUUUUUAAAGGAAAAUUGUGGGGUUCUCCCGGAAGACAACCAUUUUUGGCUCUUCAUGGAUGGCAAGAUAAUGCAGGAUCAUUCGAUCUACUCUCUCUCUCUCUCUCUCUUAAUAAAAAAUUCUUCAGUAUUG